This is a messenger RNA of Anguilla rostrata (American eel), 2615 nucleotides long. Its product is annotated as adenosine deaminase-like. The transcript has 9 exons. Gene Ontology annotation, molecular function: adenosine deaminase activity. The record is from RefSeq and is a predicted model, not a curated record. NCBI's taxonomy places the organism in Eukaryota, Metazoa, Chordata, Actinopteri, Anguilliformes, Anguillidae. Gene Ontology annotation, biological process: negative regulation of adenosine receptor signaling pathway; adenosine catabolic process; inosine biosynthetic process. Gene Ontology annotation, cellular component: cytosol; external side of plasma membrane. The coding region runs from base 345 to 1292 and encodes 315 amino acids.
CAGGAACAGACUUGACACUAGAUCCAAUUAUAAGGGCCUUUAUUUCUGCAGAAAGAGUACGCCUGCCAACAGAGCCAACAUUGUACUAAAGCAUUAUUCGCAUCUUUUAUACCAGGCAUCUCAAAGUGAAAUCCUGGAAGGCCACAGACUCUGUUGGUUUUUGAUGUGUUCCUGCAUUUAAAUGCAUAAUUUAAGUCAUUGAGUGGCUAAAGAGUCACCGUGCCUUGUUUCCAAGACCUGAAUCAACCGCUGAUUGAGAGGAAAUCACAAAAACCAGUGGCCCUUCACGACUGGGUUUUGAGACCCCUGUUUUAUACCCUCUACAAGGCUGUGCAAGCCUGUGCAUGUAUCAGUACAAGGUCAACUGCCUCAUAAGGGGUGACCGGGAGGCAAUUAAAAGAGUAGCUUAUGAGUUUGUGGAGACAAAAGCCAAAGAAGGAGUACUAUAUGUGGAGGUUAGGUACAGUCCACACCUUCUGGCUAACACCGAAGUGGACCCUAUACCAUGGAGCCAAAAAGAAGGCGACCUGACUCCAGAUGAAGUGGUGGACCUCGUGAACCGGGGCCUAAGAGCGGGAGAGAACACCUUCAGAAUAAAAGCCCGGUCCAUUCUGUGCUGCAUGCGUCACAUGCCCAACUGGUCCAUGGAGGUGGUGGAGCUGUGUAAGAAGUAUCGGCACAGUGGGGUGGUGGCCAUCGACCUGGCAGGAGACGAGUCUCUGAACUGUGAGGCCCACCCGGGGCACAGGAAGGCCUUUGAGGAAGCUGUCAGAAGUGGGGUGCACAGGACCGUCCAUGCAGGAGAAGUGGGCCCACCGUCAGUGGUGAAGGAGGCCGUGGAAGUCUUGAAAGCGGAACGCAUCGGACAUGGCUAUCGCACUUUAGAGGACCGGACUCUCUAUGAGCAGCUCCUUAAAAAGAAUAUGCAUUUUGAGGUUUGUCCAAUGUCCAGCAAAUUGACAGGGGCAUGUGAUCCAGAUUUCACUAAACACCCCCUCAUUCGGUUUAAAGAGGAUAAGGCCAACUACUCUUUGAACACAGAUGACCCUUUGAUAUUCAACACCACUUUAGAUGUGGACUAUUCGAUCACACAGAAAUACAUGAACUUCACAGAAAAGGAAUUCAAGAGGCUGAACAUAAAUGCUGCCAAGUCCAGUUUUCUGCCAGAGAAAGAGAAGAAGGAUCUUCUGAAUCGUCUGUUUGAUGCCUAUGGAAUGAAAAAGCCAGCCUUGAAAGGAGGUACUGAAAACAGCAGAGAUAUCCAACUAAUUAUGUCCACACACAGUGAGUAGCUCCUUACCUGCAAACAGAAGCACAGACCGGGCAGCCUACAUUUCCCACAAUUCAUCACAGAAGAGAAUACUUGCUGCCCAUACUGUCAGAAGGAUACACACCUGUUCAUGCAUUUAAUGAACUUUGGUAGUGUUUGUGUUUGGAAAUGCAUAUAAAUAUAUUUUCUGCAGCCACAUUAAGCGCCACGUGACGCUUAAUUCUAAAAUGUAUUAAUGUAGACAGCCAAAGAACCCAAACUCCAAACUCUCGAUGCUGCAUGAUAAAAAUAUAUCACAUGUAUAACUAUAUACUAAUAUAAUCAAUAUGUAAUCCAAUAAACCUAUAUCAGUAGUUGCAGCAAAGCUUAUGGAAACGCAAGAAACCACAGUAUCCACUGUAGAAAAAAAGGCAAACGCAGAAGGCUUAAAAAACCAUACUUACUCAGCAGAAAAUUAUUGCCAAAUAGAAGUGCUAGAAGACUAAUACUUUACAGUGACCCCUGUGUAACCUGAAUACAGUAGAAAAGUACAGGAGGCUAUAACUCUGUGAACUUGUAUGCGUAAUAGAAAAAUACAGAAAGCAAUGACGUGUAUGCAUAGUGGAAAAGUAUAGAGUAAGGGAAAGUUGGGGUAACUGUCCACUACGAUAAGAUUACCAUAGAACCGAAAAUCAUUGAUACGAUAAGAUCACCAUAGAACCGAAAAUCAUUGUGGUGCCCAGAAAGUCAGGUUGACCCACGAGCAAGGAAACUGAAAAUCCUUACGCGGCCAAAAAAAGAUCCUUACUGUGCCAAAAAAGACCAGAUGGCUGGUAUUUUUAGAAAUGUGUUAAAGGGGGGUUGUGGGGCACAAUUUGUGUAUAAAAUGUAUGCAAAACUGACAAUCGAGGUUCAAUUCGGCUGAAUUGUUCCGGCUUUGUGCACCAGUGCAAUAAAGUCUAAACUUUCUGAAGAGCUUGCUGCUGUGGUGUCUUUUCCCUCGUGAAAUUGUUUUCUACAGAUUGACGAUUGGCGUUGAAGUAUGUCGGUUCCUAGACACGACAGACUUAGUUAUUGCACUCAUGCCUACUUAAUUAUUUCUUGUAUUAUUUGCAUAGACUGCUUUGUUGGUGCUUUUGUUUGUGUUGAUCAGAUUAACCUACAGGGUCCAAGUACGCGGUUGUUCCCUUCACUUGGUACUGUACUUCCCUCUAGGGUUUUCAACACACUUGUUCCUGGUUAUGGUUAUACACUUUGUUGUACCUUGCUCUGGAUAAGAGUGUCUGCCAAAUGCCUGUAAUGUGGUGUAAUCCAGCACAAUAUGGGUUGGCUUAAUAUGGGUUGACAGUAAAUUAAGUGAAUAAAA